UCUACACAAAUCCUAAUUCUGAGGAGGCUAAAGAAGAAACUAGAGAGGUUAAGAGAGAGAGAAGGAGAGAGCCUAUUUGAUUAGCUACUGCGGUGAGUGAAAAACAACGAUUGCCAAUCGGAAAACUUGCUUAUCUCUCCGCUGUAGCUGACUUAUUCCAUCUGUUUGAAUACUCUGAAAAAAUGGCUCGCUCUUUCUCCAGCGCAAAGAUUUUCACCUCUCUCGUCGUUGAUGGCUUCUCUAACGUAAUCAGCAGGCGUGGAUACUCGGCUGCAUCACAAGGAGUUGUGUCGAGCGUAGCAAGAGCAGGAGCCACAGCAGGUUCUAGAAAGACGACGAAGAAAUCUGUCGAAGAAAACACCGAGAAGGUAUCGUGGAUCCCAGACCCGGUCACCGGUUACUACAGACCGGAUAAUGGUGUUCCAGAAAUCGACGUGGCCGAGCUUCGUGCUACGCUAUUGAAAAAGCACUAAUUAAUGAUUUAAUUCAUCACUAAAUCAAUAAUUUAAAAAAUAAAAAGAAAAAUUUAUAUGAAGAUCCUUGAGAGAGACAGAUAAGGAAUUGACACGAUUCGACUCAGUGAGUAGGGGCUGUCGUUUUUAUGGGGGUGUAUAAACAUAAACGUUUUAAUUGGAAUUCGACAAGCUUCGCUGGUGGUAUAUCUUACUUUAUUUUUUUUCUCGCUUGGGAAUACACAGAUGUUUAUGUAGUUUUUUUCUUUUUAUAUCAAUAAUAUGAAACAUUUCGAAUC
This is a messenger RNA of Humulus lupulus (European hop), 751 nucleotides long. Its product is annotated as protein SENESCENCE-ASSOCIATED GENE 21, mitochondrial. The transcript has 2 exons. Gene Ontology annotation, cellular component: mitochondrion. The record is from RefSeq and is a predicted model, not a curated record. The coding region runs from base 183 to 473 and encodes 96 amino acids. Gene Ontology annotation, biological process: response to stress. Lineage: Eukaryota; Viridiplantae; Streptophyta; Magnoliopsida; Rosales; Cannabaceae.